This is a messenger RNA of Linum trigynum, 2106 nucleotides long. NCBI's taxonomy places the organism in Eukaryota, Viridiplantae, Streptophyta, Magnoliopsida, Malpighiales, Linaceae. The record is from the annotation of a GenBank genome assembly.
UAGUCAACUAAGUGAAAAGAAGACAGAAGCAUACUGUAAAUCGAGGAUAGAAAGUAGAUGGAAGAACUAGAGAGCAGCGAGCUCGUAUAUCUUGUCGAUCACCGAAGAAACGCCGCCAUGGCAGUCGUGCCUUCUUCGGCACUAGUGGGAUCUUUAGUCUCUCAUACCAGAGAUAAGGGACCUGCUGACUAUGUUCAAUCAACUGGGUUGUUCUGUCGAUACUGCAAGAAGGACAAUCAUGUCAAGGAGGAUUGCUGGAAACUUAAGAAAAAGAAUGGCGUCUUGGGCAGUAGUUCAAACUCAGGGAACAAUCCAGUACGAGUAAGAGGCUUUGCUGGGUUGAUGUUAAUUCACCAUAGAUGACUUCUCCAGGAGGAGCAAGCAAUUAUAGACCCACUAGUCUAGAUUAUCCACAAGAUUCAAGCUCCCCAACUUUCUCUAGUUUCACCUUUGAUGAGCUUACAAGGCUUAAAGCAUUGCUCCAGUCACCACCUGCUCACAACACAAGUCAAGCUAAUUCAGUCCUGACUAGGAACAACUCUCCAAUGGCCGGUACAAUAGCAUUCUCUACUUUAAAAACUUCUAGUGAUGAGGUGUUUUGGGUACUAGACACAGGAGCUAGUGACCAUAUCAUUUGUUCUAUCAAGCUGUUUCUUAGAUGUAAGCAAAUAGACAAAAUGACAGUAACUCUUCCUAAUGGGCAUCAUUCUCGAGCCACACUUAUAAGAAUAGUUAAGCUUCCCUGUGGUAUUCUUUUAACCAAUGUGCUUCUAGUACCAUUCUUUUCUGAUAACCUAAUGUCAGUCAGCCAACUCAUCAAAAAUAGUCCAAUCUCACUUUUGUUUCAAUCCACCUUUUGUCAUAUACAUGACCUCAUAUCUCAAUAGAGGAUUGGUUUAAUCCCAGUAAGUAGAGGCCUGUAUCUUCCUAGAGAGAGUUGCAGCCCCCAAGUUUUUGGAGUAAACACCAGUAGCUGUUCAAGUUCCAGUUUAUGGCAUCAAAGACUAGGACAUCUUUCUUUUUCUAGAUUGCAAGAUGUGAACAAAAGUUGUAAUGAGUUUAGCUCACAUAUGAGUUUUGAUUGUGAGAUAUGUCAUUUGGCCAAACAGAAAUGCCUCCCAUUUCCUAGAAGCACAUCUAGGUCUAGUUCUGUUUUUUACAUGAUACAUGCUGACCUAUGGGGUCCUGUGGAUACUGUUUCUCAUGAUGGUUUUUAGUACUUCUUAACUAUUGUGGAUGACCACGGUCGAUGCAUUUGGCUUUAUUUACUGAGUUCCAAAUCUCAAACACGUUCUUCUUUACAAUCAUUCUGUGCAAUGGUUAAAACUCAGUUUGAAAAACAAGUAAAGGUUAUUAGAACAUACCAGGGGCAUGAGUUUAACAUGAAUGAGUUUUACCAGAGGGAAGGAAUAGUACAUGAGAUGAGUUGUGUCUACCCAGCUCAGCAAAAUGGAAGAGUUAAGAGGAAGCACCAGCAUUUGUCAAAUGUUGCUAGGUCUUUGAAGUUCCAAUCAGGCUUAUGAUCACCCGUAACUAACACAGGAAAAAUAGGCAAGGGUACCUAUCAUUCUACGGUAGUAUAGCAGGAAGCAAGGUCGUAUCCACAGAGACUUCGUGUACUAGUACUCGGCUUUUACCUAUUAUCUCGUCAAUCGUUUUUAGUUGAUUUUCGUUUAGAAAUAAAAACACACGCAAUAAUAAAAAUAGAAUAAAGUAGUUUUCAAAGUAAAAUCAAGUGGAGAAGGAGUUGUCCCGGAAGUGAAUCCCCCUAAUAUGCAUUUUACAGACAAGUUGAAUUUAACAUAGACGAGUGUUAAUAUCUUAGACCAUGAAAAUUCCCAAUUUAGUGUUAACCCGUUUGCACAUGUAUUAACACCCUUUCGACUUAAGAAUCAAGUGAAACCGUGGCUUACAAAAAUCUUAAACCAAAGCAAUAACCAGAUUUAUGAAUUUUCGUACAAGGUUUUUAACCUAAUCCGGAGGAACUACGUGACCCCAUCGCCGGUGGCUCCGAUCAAUUACUUCUUUUCACGAGGGAUCUAACAUGCAAAAUUACCUCGCAGUCUCAUUUACAUGUAUCAGACAAAAUAUACAAUAGACGCGUAC